Drosophila ananassae is the source of this 3455-nucleotide messenger RNA. RefSeq names its product ankyrin repeat and protein kinase domain-containing protein 1 (gene flip). The record is from RefSeq and is a predicted model, not a curated record. Bases 2289 to 3389 code for a protein of 366 amino acids. Lineage: Eukaryota; Metazoa; Arthropoda; Insecta; Diptera; Drosophilidae. Gene Ontology annotation, molecular function: protein binding. The transcript is spliced from 4 exons.
CUCUUGCUUUCCCGAGCUCUUCCGCUUCUGCUUCUGUCAGUUUUGACAGCUGACCCCCAAAACAAGCGAAAGCUUGUAGGCCGAAAGCUCCCAGCUAAUAACAAACUUUCCCCCCGCACCGCCACACCGGGCUAAAAGGGGCAUAGAAGAACAUCCAUAUGCUUACAUAAGCCUAGCAGCUUCCGUGGUCCGAUAAACAAAUUGCUUUAUGGCCAGAUUCGGAUACGGAACCGGUGACAGGUUAGCGUUCGCUAAUUUCUGUUGGGGGUGCCGUGUGUGGGUGCGUUGGCGCAUUUAUGGCGACGUUCCGCCAAACAACGACGCACCAGCCGGAAGAUGUCGAGUGUAAGCGGGGCGCUGAUAACGUCGACUUGUUUACCUGAGCCUCCAGGAUAUGUCUCCCUUCCUGCCAGGCGUAGGCGUGCAGGCUCCGCCCCGCCAUGGCACCAUGUUUGGGACACAAAUUCCUGAGGGUGUGUGCGUGCGAGGGACGUAUAAGUAAUUUAUAUAAAUUAUUUAAUUAAGCCAUACACGUCAUCAUGCGGUGGCGGGGCCCAUUACUUUGAUUAGAAUCAAACCCAUUUUACUUUAUGCCACCUGUUAUGGUAUGUUCGGCUUCUUGGGCUCAAUCCUCCCGGCCUCAUCAUCCUUUCUGUCGUUUCCCUCCAUCCGCCAUCCUCCAUCCCGGAGUAUGGCGCACUUCAUCCUCUAUUGGCUUUGUUAUGGUCUUUUUUUGGGCCUGUCUCUUGCCAUUUCGCCUUUUUUCCCGUCAUCGGUCGACGCGUCGAAAGGCAAAUUGGGCACAUUUGGCGCUUGGCUGCCGUUUUCAGCUUAUUUCGACUCUAAUGAUAGCCGCGAGACUACCCGCUCCGUUCGCCUGGAGAUUUUCUCCGGAGCUGUAAACAAGAAUGUGUCGUUACAUCAUGCAGAGGACGCCUACGCUGCCAAGUCCUAUGGGGCCAAUUGGUAACAAUUUGUUAAAAUUGUACAGCGAAAGGCUAUAAGGCUGAAAAUUCGUUUUUCAAAAAUAAAACCAAGCCUAUCUGCAGAUAAUCUUUACGUCUAUAAAAGGUGUUUCAAGGGAAACAUCAGUAUCUUAUUCAUAAAAACAUACGGAAAGAGAAACUUUUCAUGUCCAACUUUCUUUAAGCUCUCCAAGUAUCAUAUAACUCGUAAAACACUUAAAACUGUCUCCAAAAGUAAAUGCAAUUACACAUUAAAUGGCUAGUUAGUUGCACUAACUUUUUCGUUUAAGUUGAGACUACAGAAGUUGUGUAACAGAACCCAUCUACAGAAUCAAAUUAAUAAGUUCCGUGUCACUGAAAUAAUGAAGGCUGCUUCAGCUCCCACCUCCAGGGGCACUUGCGGUCGUUUUCAAUCAAUGAGGAUUCAUCAGCAGCCGCUGCAAAGAUGACAACUGAACUUCUCUUCACUUCAGCCGCAGACAAUGUCAUUUUGGCCCGCAAAAGCACAAACCCAAACCCAAUCCCCAAGCCCAAGCUGCCGGAUUGAAAACGAAAAGUACAGAGUGAGGGAGGACUUAAGCUGAGGAAUGGGAUGAGAUGGCAUGGGAUGGGGGCGUAUGACUGGCAGAGUGGCUUAAUUUAAAACGGUUUCAUGUUGUGAUUUUGACAAAUGAUAAUUUUUUGCAUGUAUAUGUGUCGGCUGUCGGUCGUUGGUGGUCAGGCUUUGUGUUUGACAUGUCAGUGGAGCCCCGGCUGGCGCAGAGAUACUCGAAAUCGUAUCUCCUCCACAGCUCCAUGGGGGCGAUAAUGAGCUGGCACAAUGUUCCGGACAGAUAAAUUCCAGGGCACCGGAAAAAUAUUCCGAAUCAUCGCCGGCUCGACCGUCAUAUCGCCGGGACUUUGUCAAAGGGUCGUUAAGUAAGUAACACCAACGCAGGACGGGGCGAAAAAGUUUCAGUUUCUUUCGGGUACAUUAAAAACUAUGUAAGCCCACCAGUUGAGGGCUGGUUGGGCAGUUGGGCAAUAUCAGCACAUCCGGGCGAACAAAAGGGAGUCGCCUGUCGGGGACAGCAACCGGGCAAUCAGGAUUCAACAGCCCACAACCGCACACAGCGGCAUUGCACCAAUUUAUUGACUUAACAGCAAAAAAUAUCAAAAUCCACUUCCACAGCUUUAGCUUUGGCUUUUGGUGUUGCCAUGGUCGUUGCCAUGGGUGCUGCUUUUUCUAUUACCGGGCUCAGAGCGGAAGCAGGACUUUGCGGGCAUCUGACCAGAAGCAAUAGGGCGAGGAAAUUGGCUAAAUGUGUAUGAACGGCAAGCAGCAUGGAUGAAAGUGCUCCGGACAAUCGACGGAUUCCCAAUGAACUAGAACAAAGUGACAGUGAGUUAGAAAUUGAAUUGGAACAGCCUCUGAAAGCCGAUCCAGAGCUAUCAAAUGGCACCGAAUUGGCCUGGCCUAAUUUCGAGGCUCGCAUAUUAAAGUCCACGGUCAACAGCGUCACUCUCGAGUGGACGCCCCUGGAAUGUGCCCUGGUCUACAGUAUCGAGAAGUACCAUAAAAGACGUUCCUGGCAGCAGGUGGAGUGGAGCUCCAGCUCUCCCGUGGAGGUGACCAACUUGGAGGAAAACUUUGUAUAUCGACUGCGUAUCAAAGCCCUGCGACUCGCUGAGGAUGCAGGAAGCUACGUGGCGAUGGCUAUAUCUCCUGAUGUUAUUGCUUCCACAGUGGCCGCCCAACCUUCCACCAACUGCCUGAGUCGCGCUAUCAGGAAGGGCCAGCAGUUCCUGGUCAAGCGGAUGCUGCGCCGACGACCGAGUCUGAUUGAAUAUCCGGCCCCCAACGGAUUCCUGCCGCUGGCCAAUGCCAUCAUCCAGGGAGAGAUGUGCAUCAUCGAUGUUCUGCUCUCCGCCGGCUGUAGUGUGCACCUCGGCAAUCCGGGCAAUGGUCGCACCCCACUCCAUGUCGCCUUCUACUACGGACACUUGCCGUCGGCUCGCAUCCUGUUGAACAAGAAGGCCAACCUGGAGGCGAUGGACAGUAAUGGCAUGACACCCGCGCACUGCGCCGUGGACGCUAAUCAGCUAGCGAUGGUGAACUUUGCCCUCGAGUCUGGCGCCGAGGUGGAGGCCAGGGACUCCUGCGGGUGGACCCUCCUCAUGCGAGCGGUGGUUAUGGACGCAGACCUGGAGCUCAUCAAACUGCUGGUUACCCACGGCGCAGACCUGGCGGCUCUGGAUGGCGUUGGAAACUCUUGCAUCGACUUGGCAAAACUCUACCACAGGCCAGAAGCGGAGGAUUACUUUGAGAGGGUGCUAAAGUUUAGGCUGGAAAAGACUGCUGCUGCGACCGCAGACGCGGUCACAAAGGAACAAAUUCAAAAUGCCACUGAAAAGGAUUUCCCCGGCGGUAAGGAAGGACAAUAAGAGGGCUUUAAUGGGUGGCCGCGUCUGAAUGCGAGGGAUUCGAGGAAUUUUAUUUUUCCGUCGCUU